AUGUACGCAUUAGCCUGUCUCCUUGUGUGUUCUGCAAUUUCGGUGGUUUUGGGAAAACCCUCAGCGCAUCCUGGCUUGUCCAUCGUGACAACUAGCAUCGGUGGCGCUAACCCCCACCUCCUACCAAACAACGCCGAUUAUUCCCGCAAAGUGAGCGUGAGUGUUGGGUCAAUUCUAGAUCAACAAGAAGCUGCUGCCAAGUCGAAUAGCCAUCGAGGUCGCAGUUCCUUCGGAACACGCUCUGUUCCAAGCAACGAUGAGCCGGAGGCUCUACGAGUUCCAGGGAAUUACCAUCAGCAAUCCUCUUUCACAUGGUCGGAACCCUACCCGGCGUCUGCCGACGUGAGUCUCUACGGUGAGAAGAUCAACAGCGCCGCGGUCUCGUACCUGCAGCCAGACCUGAGUCAUGGAACACUUGCCAAGCUUCGAGUCAUCCUCGGCGCCGACUACGACGACGCCUGGAUGUCCGUGGAACCCAGACCCCCGGGAAACGAGACCACCGGCUACCCACCGAGUGCCUCCAGCCACAAUCUUCAGCAGCUGGUCAAUGGACUGAAUUUCACCAUCGUCGACGAUGUUCCAGGCGUGGGCAGACAGGCGAUAGCCCUCGACGCCAAAGAGUCCGCCUUCCUCAAGCGAUGGCUCCUUCAGCGCGCCACGUGCCCGGUGCAGUACGUCUGGCGCGACGCCGGGACUCGCUACUGGCCACGGUGGAUUCGACACGCGGUGUGCAGAGAAGGCUCCACUUGUUCCUGGCCACCGGGCAUGCAAUGCAAACCCAGUGGAAGCAAGACUCUUACCGUACUCCGAUGGGUAAGUACAAUCCAUUUUGUCCUGCUCGCCUGUACGACACACGCGGUGUGA
Mesocestoides corti is the source of this 864-nucleotide messenger RNA. The record is from the annotation of a GenBank genome assembly. Lineage: Eukaryota; Metazoa; Platyhelminthes; Cestoda; Cyclophyllidea; Mesocestoididae.